AUGGCUAAUUUAAUCUGGUGUGGUUUGAAUUGCAGACUGAUUAUUGUACCAUUUGAUACUGAAGUGAUGGAUGCUUAUUCUUAUAACUGGGUCAUCUUGACAGCAAUACUUGUAGAAGAGAUUGAUGAUGCACCUGAUGAUGCAGGUGUUGAAGAUAUAGAUGUAAAUGAAAAAGAUGUAGCAUUUGUUGCUUAUGAGCUUUGA
Entrophospora sp. SA101 is the source of this 204-nucleotide messenger RNA. NCBI's taxonomy places the organism in Eukaryota, Fungi, Glomeromycota, Glomeromycetes, Entrophosporales, Entrophosporaceae. The record is from the annotation of a GenBank genome assembly.